This is a messenger RNA of Closterium sp. Naga37s-1, 3552 nucleotides long. The record is from the annotation of a GenBank genome assembly. NCBI's taxonomy places the organism in Eukaryota, Viridiplantae, Streptophyta, Zygnematophyceae, Desmidiales, Closteriaceae.
AUGAUUAAGGAAAAGCGACUCAAGGCAGUGGUGAGCAACACGGGGGGAAUCAAGGCAGUGGUGAGCAACACGGGCGGAAUCAAGGCAGUGGUGAGCAACACGGGCGGAAUCAAGGAAGUGGUGAGCAACACGGGGGGAAUCAAGGCAGUGGUGAGCAACACGGGCGGAAUCAAGGCAGUGGUGAGCAACACGGGCGGAAUCAAGGCAGUGGUGAGCAACAUGGGCGGAAUCAAGGCAGUGGUGAGCAACACGGGCGGAAUCAAGGCAGUGGUGAGCAACACGGGGGGAAUCAAGGCAGUGGUGAGCAACACGGGGGGAAUCAAGGCAGUGGUGAGCAACACGGGCGGAAUCAAGGCAGUGGUGAGCAACACGGGCGGAAUCAAGGCAGUGGUGAGCAACACGGGGGGAAUCAAGGCAGUGGUGAGCAACACGGGCGGAAUCAAGGCAGUGGUGAGCAACACGGGCGGAAUCAAGGCAGUGGUGAGCAACACGGGGGGAAUCAAGGCAGUGGUGAGCAACACGGGCGGAAUCAAGGCAGUGGUGAGCAACACGGGCGGAAUCAAGGCAGUGGUGAGCAACACAGGCGGAAUCAAGGCAGUGGUGAGCAACACGGGGGGAAUCAAGGCAGUGGUGAGCAACACGGGGGGAAUCAAGGCAGUCGUGAGCAACACGGGGGGAAUCAAGGCAGUGGUGAGCAACACGGGGGGAAUCAAGGCAGUGGUGAGCAACACGGGCGGAAUCAAGGCAGUGGUGAGCAACACGGGGGAAAUCAAGGCAGUGGUGAGCAACACGGGGGGAAUCAAGGCAGUGGUGAGCAACACGGGGGGAAUCAAGGCGGUGGUGAGCAACACGGGGGGAAUCAAGGCAGUGGUGAGCAACACGGGGGGAAUCAAGGCGGUGGUGAGCAACACGGGGGGAAUCAAGGCAAUGGUGAGCAACACGGGGGGAAUCAAGGCAGUGGUGAGCAACACGGGGGGAAUCAAGGCAGUGGUGAGCAACACGGGGGGAAUCAAGGCAGUGGUGAGCAACACGGGGGGAAUCAAGGCAGUGGUGAGCAACACGGGGGGAAUCAAGGCAGUGGUGAGCAACACGGGGGGAAUCAAGGCAGUGGUGCGCAACACGGGGGGAAUCAAGGCAGUGGUGAGCAACACGGGGGGAAUCAAGGCAGUGGUGAGCAACACGGGGGGAAUCAAGGCAGUGGUGAGCAACACGGGGGGAAUCAAGGCAGUGGUGAGCAACACGGGGGGAAUCAAGGCAGUGGUGAGCAACACGGGGGGAAUCAAGGCAGUGGUGAGCAACACGGGGGGAAUCAAGGCAGUGGUGAGCAACACGGGGGGAAUCAAGGCAGUGGUGAGCAACACGGGGGGAAUCAAGGCAGUGGUGAGCAACACGGGGGGAAUCAAGGCAGUGGUGAGCAACACGGGGGGAAUCAAGGCAGUGGUGAGCAACACGGGGGGAAUCAAGGCAGUGGUGAGCAACACGGGCGGAAUCAAGGCAGUGGUGAGCAACACGGGCGGAAUCAAGGCAGUGGUGAGCAACAUGGGCGGAAUCAAGGCAGUGGUGAGCAACACGGGCGGAAUCAAGGCAGUGGUGAGCAACACGGGGGGAAUCAAGGCAGUGGUGAGCAACACGGGGGGAAUCAAGGCAGUGGUGAGCAACACGGGCGGAAUCAAGGCAGUGGUGAGCAACACGGGCGGAAUCAAGGCAGUGGUGAGCAACACGGGGGGAAUCAAGGCAGUGGUGAGCAACACGGGCGGAAUCAAGGCAGUGGUGAGCAACACGGGCGGAAUCAAGGCAGUGGUGAGCAACACGGGGGGAAUCAAGGCAGUGGUGAGCAACACGGGCGGAAUCAAGGCAGUGGUGAGCAACACGGGCGGAAUCAAGGCAGUGGUGAGCAACACGGGCGGAAUCAAGGCAGUGGUGAGCAACACGGGGGGAAUCAAGGCAGUGGUGAGCAACACGGGGGGAAUCAAGGCAGUCGUGAGCAACACGGGGGGAAUCAAGGCAGUGGUGAGCAACACGGGGGGAAUCAAGGCAGUGGUGAGCAACACGGGCGGAAUCAAGGCAGUGGUGAGCAACACGGGGGAAAUCAAGGCAGUGGUGAGCAACACGGGGGGAAUCAAGGCAGUGGUGAGCAACACGGGGGGAAUCAAGGCGGUGGUGAGCAACACGGGGGGAAUCAAGGCAGUGGUGAGCAACACGGGGGGAAUCAAGGCGGUGGUGAGCAACACGGGGGGAAUCAAGGCAAUGGUGAGCAACACGGGGGGAAUCAAGGCAGUGGUGAGCAACACGGGGGGAAUCAAGGCAGUGGUGAGCAACACGGGGGGAAUCAAGGCAGUGGUGAGCAACACGGGGGGAAUCAAGGCAGUGGUGAGCAACACGGGGGGAAUCAAGGCAGUGGUGAGCAACACGGGGGGAAUCAAGGCAGUGGUGCGCAACACGGGGGGAAUCAAGGCAGUGGUGAGCAACACGGGGGGAAUCAAGGCAGUGGUGAGCAACACGGGGGGAAUCAAGGCAGUGGUGAGCAACACGGGGGGAAUCAAGGCAGUGGUGAGCAACACGGGGGGAAUCAAGGCAGUGGUGAGCAACACGGGGGGAAUCAAGGCAGUGGUGAGCAACACGGGGGGAAUCAAGGCAGUGGUGAGCAACACGGGGGGAAUCAAGGCAGUGGUGAGCAACACGGGGGGAAUCAAGGCAGUGGUGAGCAACACGGGGGGAAUCAAGGCAGUGGUGAGCAACACGGGGGGAAUCAAGGCAGUGGUGAGCAACACGGGGGGAAUCAAGGCAGUGGUGAGCAACACGGGCGGAAUCAAGGCAGUGGUGAGCAACACGGGGGGAAUCAAGGCAGUGGUGAGCAACACGGGGGGAAUCAAGGCAGUGGUGAGCAACACGGGCGGAAUCAAGGCAGUGGUGAGCAACACGGGGGGAAUCAAGGCAGUGGUGAGCAACACGGGGGGAAUCAAGGCAGUGGUGAGCAACACGGGGGGAAUCAAGGCAGUGGUGAGCAACACGGGCGGAAUCAAGGCAGUGGUGAGCAACACGGGGGGAAUCAAGGCAGUGGUGAGCAACACGGGGGGAAUCAAGGCAGUGGUGAGCAACACGGGGGGAAUCAAGGCAGUGGUGAGCAACACGGGCGGAAUCAAGGCAGUGGGGCAUAGUUCGGUACCAGUGAUCAGCAGGGCAGCAGAGUGGCCUGCCGUGCGUCAUCCCACUGCCGCCAUCCCACAGGUGCAGUGCAGCAGCCUCCGCCCCUCCAGUCGACACCCGUCCGUGCCGCCCGCUGUGCCUUCCGCCGUGCGCGCUCGCCAGCAGCGGCACUUCUCCCUCCUCGCCUUGCCGUUCCUCCGCAGGCGAGCAGUGAUCAGCAGGGCAGCAGUGGUGCCUGCCGUGCGUCAUUCCACUGCCGCCAUCCCACAGGUGCAAUGCAGCAGCCUCCGCCCCUCCAGUCGCCACCCGCCUCCUCGCACAGAUGCAGUGCAGCAGCCUCGUCGCCUCCUCGACUCCUCCUCCGCCGCGCCUUGCCUCCGAGUGAGUGGUCAGCAGGGCGGGUAG